Molecule: messenger RNA, 1715 nt
Organism: Eurytemora carolleeae
Lineage: Eukaryota; Metazoa; Arthropoda; Copepoda; Calanoida; Temoridae
Product: inorganic pyrophosphatase
Exons: 17
Coding region: 16-1152 (378 amino acids)
Biological process (GO): phosphate-containing compound metabolic process
Cellular component (GO): cytoplasm
Molecular function (GO): magnesium ion binding; inorganic diphosphate phosphatase activity
Source: RefSeq, a predicted model, not a curated record
UCACUUCUACAACAGAUGAAUUCUUCCAAACGUUUAGUCAGAUCACAUCUGUUAUCUCAACUUCUUCUAAAUCAGACUGACAGAUGUAAACCCCUCAGCACAUCUGUCACGUGUUGUUCAACCUUGUUCAGAUCUUUCCCUAGCUGUCAACCAUUAGACAGAUCUGUCACUAGCUGUCACAAACUACGUUCCUUGUCUUUUAGAUUUUCAGCCGGAAACUCUUCAAUUUCCUCAACAAGGCUUUUUAGUUUUUCAAGCGGACUCAAUAUGCCAGUAUCUGCAUACACAGCUGUAGAGAGGGGUACUUCCCAUUCAGAUAGUUACAAGGUUUUUAUCCGAGAUGAUGACGGUCCUAUCUCUCCUUUUCAUGAUAUUCCUCUGGACGCUAAUGUUGAACCUAGAACCUUCCAUAUGGUAGUGGAGAUUCCAAGAUGGACAAAUGCUAAGAUGGAAAUAGAUACAAAAUCUGCUUUAAAUCCAAUUAUUCAGGACCAGAAAAAGGGAAAACUGAGAUAUGUUGGGAACUCGUUCCCUCACCAUGGAUAUAUCUGGAACUAUGGAGCCUUUCCUCAGACCUGGGAGAAUCCAAACCACGUAGAUGAGAAUACCGGAGAAAAGGGUGAUAAUGACCCAGUUGAUGUUAUUGAGAUUGGACACAGGGUUGCUAAGCGAGGAGAUGUUCUAGAGGUCAAAGUUCUCGGUAUUUUAGCAAUGAUAGAUGACGGGGAAACAGAUUGGAAAGUUUUAGUUAUAGAUGUAACAGAUCCAUUGGCGGAUAAACUGAAUGGGUUAGAAGAUGUGGAGACUUUAAUGCCUGGGUUCCUUAAUCAAACCAGAGACUGGUUCAGAAUCUAUAAGAUGCCUGACGGAAAGCCUGAAAACCAGUUUGCAUUUAAUGGAGAGUUUAAGGAUGCUGAGUUUGCACACAAGAUAAUUGAUGAGACCCAUGUGUACUGGAGACAGCUGGUUGGUCUGGACGAGGUAGAGGAAGAUCCAGGAAAGCUUGAUAUUGGUUGUGUGUGCGUUGAAGGAUCUAACAAAGUUAUUACUAGAGAAGAAGCUGAAAAAGUUUUCUCUGAAACUAAGGAGUAUGUGGUAGGGGAGGAACCAGCCAGUACAGUAGAUACCUGGCAUUAUACGCAUUUAUUAUAAAACAGAUCUGCGCAUUUCACAGGAUUUUUUUUGCAAUCUUAAAAUCAUAAUUGAAGUUCAAUUAUUUAGAACAAUUUCCAGGAAAUUUUUGGGUGAUUUUGACAAAGGAUGUGUUUUGUGUAACUGUAUUUACCAUAAACUGUGGAUUAUGAAGACGACCUUUAGACCACAAACACAAACCUUUUCAUUUAAUAAGUGAUUUUAAAGCCACUAAAUCUAAUUGCGAUGUAAUAACAUAAAAAACGCUAAAAUAUUAAUGUCGUCUUUCUAUUCCACAGUUUUCUGUCUCACUGUAGUAAGAACGGUACCCAAACACAUUUCUAAUCAUAUUUAUUAUAAAUAAAUUACUUAUAUUUGGAUUUGAAUAACAUCAUAGAUCCAACACGAAAAUGGUUUUUGUUCCUUCCAUCUUAAAACCACCCCUCUUUUACACUUGGUAGCAUUUUAAUCCUCAGCUGUAUCAGACGUAUAUAGAGUGGUAAGCGAUUAUAUCAAUACAAUAAAGACAACUUUCGUUUUAAAUCUUGAGUUAUAUAAAGCUGUUAAACAGCAUGGGAUACACA